ACUUAAUUAUUAAUUGAAGUGAAAAUGUAAAUGCAGUAUUUGCCAAUGAAAUGAAAUUCAUUAAAAAUGUAUUUCAACGCAAUAACUCGCCGUGAAAAUUUCGUCGUACAGGCAAAAAAGAGCCGAUUUUUAGUGAAAGAAGAAGAAGCAGUAGUAGCAGCAGCAGCAGUGAAGGCAGUAAAAGCAAUCGUCGACAACGACGACGAAUACAUGGACAAAGCGCAGUGCGAAUGAAAAUUGUGUAAAGAGAAACUUGCAAAAUUUACAGCAACAACAAUAAGCAAGGCGAAAAGUGUGUUUAGAAAAGAAAUUAAAAACACACACAUAUACACACAAACACAAAUACUAAUACAAUUGCAAGUACAAUCGCAAUUUUGAGAAUUGGUGCAAAACGUCGACAGGCGCGCGGUUUAAUAAUAAACAGUUAUAUGUAUGUAUGUUGUGCAAAACCAUAUGAGAGGACGAAGAAUACGAAAAAUCAAUGAAAUUGUAAUAAAAUUCCGUAUUUUGUUCUCUUCAUCCUCCAUUUCUGUCUCUACCAUGCGCUUGCUUGCUCUUUCUUGUUUUUAUGAUUAAAUUUGCAAAUAGCAGCGAGCACUACAACAGAAACAUUUUGACAACCAACAAAAAACAAAAAGCAGCUCAUCUAUAUAAUACAAUAUACACAUAGUUUGAUUAUACAAGUGGUUGUGCAAGAAGAAGAAGCAACAAUCAGGCAAAAUACCUGAAAAAAUAAAGAAAACAUAAACGGUAAAACGAAGAAGUGGCGACAGCAAGCAGAGGCAGCAAUUCAAGGUAGCGCGCUAAAAGUUUAUUGUAAAACCCAAAGUAGAAGGCACAAAGUGAUUUUUAAAUUUCUGCUGCUUUCGAACAAACGUUAAAAACAAUAAAAUAUAAAGAAAAAUAAAAAAAUGGUGGAAGCAAUAGAGCGGCAGAGAACGGCUGCGUGAGCAGCGCGAGAUCUGAGCGCCAAUUAUAAAAUAACAACAACAACAACAACACACUAUAGGAACAGAAACAGCAACAACACGGCAUAAGCAAAAUAAGAAGAGCAUAGAAUAGCAGCGAAAGCAACCGAAACGAGCGCGCAACAGCCGUUGAAAGCAGCAGAGGAGCCUCUCACAAAAAAGUAACGCUAAGUAAAACAAAAUUUAAAUAAAGUGGAAGUGGAAGUGGAAGUUGGAGCACAAUAGCGAACGACAACAACAUUGAUAGGAGUAGAACAAACUCGAAAGAGAGUUAUUUUACAUCACAACAAAAACAACAACAGCAACAAAAGUUCAAGAACAACAACAACAAAACAGAAUAACAGAAUGUACGGUAAAUCGAAGACAUCCGCCGUGCCGUCUGAUGCGCAGGCCAGAGAGAAAUUGGCCCUCUAUGUGUACGAAUAUCUGCUGCACGUGGGCGCCCAAAAAGCGGCACAGACAUUUCUCUCGGAGAUCCGAUGGGAGAAGAACAUAACACUGGGUGAACCACCGGGAUUUCUGCACACCUGGUGGUGUGUUUUCUGGGAUCUGUACUGUGCGGCGCCGGAGCGCCGCGAUCAAUGCGAUCACAGCUCGGAGGCGAAAGCCUUCCAUGACUAUGGCUUUGUUAGCUCCGGCUAUGGUGUGAAUGGCAUCGGUCCUGGUGGACCUCACAAUGCCGGUGGCCCAGCACCCAGUCCACUCGGCCAGAUGCCGCCGGGCGGUGAUGGCGGACCAAUGGGACCCGGCGGACCGAUGGGUCCCAACUUUUUCCCUAAUACGACAAUGCGGCCGUCGCCGCCAACGCAUGCCUCAAGUCCACAGCCGCCGCCUUCGCAGAUGAUGCCAGGUCAGCCUCCGUUUAUGGGCGGACCGCGGUAUCCAGGCGGACCACGACCGGGCGUGCGUAUGCAGGGCAUGGGCAAUGAAUUCAACGGCCCACCCGGACAGCCCAUGAUGCCCAAUAGCAUGGAUCCCACGCGGCCGGGACCGGGAGGCGGCAUGGGUCCAAUGAAUCCGCGCAUGAAUCCGCCUCGUGGCCCCGGCAUGGGACCCAUGGGAUACGGUGGACCGGGCGGUAUGCGAGGCCCGGCGCCAGGCGGACCCGGCGGCAUGCCACCAAUGGGAAUGGGCGGCGGCGGCGGACGACCGCCUCAAUGGCAGCCCAAUGCGUCAGCACCCAUGAAUGCAUACUCUUCAUCGUCGCCGGGCAAUUACGGACCCGGACCCGGCUCGAACGGCCCGCCUGGUCCCGGCACGCCCAUCAUGCCCUCGCCGCAAGAUAACACGCAAGGCGGCCCUGUCGGCGGACCUGGCGAUAGCAUGUACUCAUUAAUGAAACCAGAAUUCCCUAUGGGCGGAGGCCCUGAUGGUGGCGGCGGCGGCGGCGGACCAGGUGGCAUGGGACCCAUGGGUGGCGGUCCCAACUCCAUGGGCCCCGUACUUAAUGGCGGCGGCGGCGGACCUGAUGGCACCGGCUUGGAUGGCAUGAAGAACUCUCCAGCCAACGGCGGUCCGGGUACGCCGCGCGAAGACUCCGGAAGCGGCAUGGGCGAUUAUAACUUGGGCGGCUUUGGUGGACCGGGCGAAAACGAUCAAACCGAAUCGGCGGCCAUUCUAAAGAUCAAAGAGAGCAUGCACGAGGAGGCCAAGCGAUUCGAGAAAGACACAGAUCAUCCGGACUACUUUAUGCCAUAACAACAUCAUCACCAGCACCAUCACCAACAGCAGCAGCAUCAGCAACAUCUCAAUAAUGUGGCAGCUGCAGUGGCAGCUGUCGUUGCUGCAGCCGCAUCAAACAGCAACGGAGGAACUGGAGGAGGCGCAGCAAGCAGCUCAACGGCUGCGUCCAUAGCGGCUGCGGCGCUUGGUGCAGCUGCCUCCAAUUUGCUAAGCGGCGCCAGCAGCAGCAGCAACAACACCCACAGCAACAACAACAACAACCAAUCUGGCAACCCGACUGUGCCCAGUGGCGCUCAUUUUGCAAAAGAACUCAAUUUCUAAACACACGGUAGUGAAAAUCCUUGGUACAUAAGCAUAAAGUAAAGUAAAUUAAAAUAAUUAUUAUAUGUAAUAGUUUAGAAAAAGAAAAAUCGAACGAAAAAAAUUCAGAAAAAAAAAGGCAAAUAUGUAAAAUUGUAAACCGAACGGCUAAUAAUAAGCGAAUCAAAACAAAAAGAACAAUUUAAAAAUACCAUAUUCCAACUCACAUUCAAAUUUAAAUGCUAGUUGAACCGGUUCGAAACGGUAAACAAAUGCGUCCAGCUGGCAACGUUGAUAACAGCUGGGCCUGGUGAGAGCCAGAGGUAGGCAAGAAAUUAAAGUACGGAAAUCCACAAAAACAACAGCAGCAAAAAGCAAAUAUACUUAAAUUGUAAUGUUAAAUCCAAGAACUACAAUGUAUUUAGCAAGUCUUCUGAUUAGUUUAGUUGCAACAAGUCAAAACUGUAGCCCCUCAUAUACAAUCACACUCAAACUCACACACACGAUCUGUCUACUAAUUUUUAGCGAUUUAACAAUUUUACUUGCGCUUUGCAAUAUUAACAAAAGUAAAUAAAAAAAAAAAAUUAAAAAAAUUAAAAAAAUUACAAAAAAAUGCAAAUAAAAAAGAAAUUAUGAAAUAUUAACAGCUACACCAUCAAUGUACAUUUUCUGUUUGUGUGAUUUUUUAAAUAUACUUAUAUAUACAUAUAUAUAUAUAUAUAUAUAUGUAUAUGUAUAUACAUACAUACAUAAACUAAGUAUAUAAAUAUUUAAUAAUAUUGUAUUGUAGAAAUUGAGAUGGCAAACAAGAUUUUUGUUAAACGCGUCUUAAAGCCGCAUCAUAAAGAAAAAAAAAAAACGAAAAAUAGAAAAUGCUUCAAAUUUGAAGUAGCAAAAAAAAAAAAUAUAUACAUAUAUAAAUAUUUAUAAUAUAUUAAGGAGCAUAGUUAGCAUUAUUAGAUAUGAUAUGCAGAGCCUUCAACACACAUAAACACAAAUUUGUAUGUAUGUGUCUAUGUGUGUGUGCUUUUCUCACAAUGCACGAUUUUAUUUGUUCUGUGUUUUGUUCUCUGUAUUUUGUAAAUUGUAAAGUUCAUACUUUGUCGUCGUCGUCGUCGUCAAUUUUAAUUUCCAUUUCCUUUUGGUUUCUAAUUUGCUUUAAGAGUUUCUCCAUAAGCCCCUUUAACCAUGCCAAACUUCAGUCUGUAAAUUAAAUUAUGUCAUUUUAUUGUAUAUUAUUAAGUUCCUUUAACUGCCAAUUCUGGCGAAUCGAGCAAUAUUUCUAAUAUUUUCGGUUACUUUUUCGAUUGGUUUCGAUUUCUAAAAAAGGCAAAAGAAAAACAAAAAAUUCAACGAUGUCGACAUUGUGGCAUUAAGGCAGCGAAAAAGAAAUAUAUAUAUAUAUAUAUAUAUAUACAUAAUAUAUAUAAUAAUUAAUUGAUUAAAAUUACUUAAAGGCAACAGGCAACAUAAAUGUAGCGAACCUAACGUUUAAAUAAAAAGUUUACUUGCAAAAUAUCAUAUACAAGAAUUAAAGCUGUACAAAAGUUAGUUAAUGUUGGCUGCAUAAAGUAUUUAUAUAUUUAUAUAUAUAUAAAUAUGUCAUGCACAUUUAUAAGCAGAAGCAUAUGGAAAACCCAAGAAAAGUGUAGAAUUUAGAGUUAAACCCUAGUUCAUAAGCGUAAAAUAUUAAAUAAACUAAACUAAAAAGAAAGUAACAAAAACGAA
Molecule: messenger RNA, 4679 nt
Organism: Drosophila mojavensis
Lineage: Eukaryota; Metazoa; Arthropoda; Insecta; Diptera; Drosophilidae
Gene: Ssdp
Product: single-stranded DNA-binding protein 3
Exons: 2
Coding region: 1314-2666 (450 amino acids)
Biological process (GO): positive regulation of transcription by RNA polymerase II
Cellular component (GO): nucleus
Molecular function (GO): single-stranded DNA binding; protein binding
Source: RefSeq, a predicted model, not a curated record